AUGACUCCAGAAGAUUCUUUAUCAAGAUCCAAAGCAUUCUUCUAUGCCUUUCUGAGUGGAUCCAUCCUCACUUGUCUCUCCACUCUAUGCCUUCUCAUCUUUGGAAUUGUAACCAUCGCCAACACGACUCGUUCUGCUGUAAUUUACAACAAUGGAGCAGCCAUGAUUGUUUUCGCAUGUGGUUCGUUCCUUGUUUGGUUGGGUAUGAUGGGAGGUUUAGUAGCCACGGCCUUCUUGAUUCGAAGAUAUAGUGAGCGUACUACAGCUAGAACCACUAUGAAGCCAACCAUCUAUGGAGGACAAGAACCACACAUUGCUACCACUCUUCCUUAA
This is a messenger RNA of Naegleria lovaniensis, 333 nucleotides long. RefSeq lists its product as uncharacterized. The transcript has a single exon. The record is from RefSeq and is a predicted model, not a curated record. Bases 1 to 333 code for a protein of 110 amino acids. NCBI's taxonomy places the organism in Eukaryota, Heterolobosea, Eutetramitea, Acrasida, Naegleriidae.